Drosophila grimshawi is the source of this 2129-nucleotide messenger RNA. RefSeq names its product ubiquitin-conjugating enzyme E2Q-like protein CG4502. The record is from RefSeq and is a predicted model, not a curated record. Bases 495 to 1484 code for a protein of 329 amino acids. Lineage: Eukaryota; Metazoa; Arthropoda; Insecta; Diptera; Drosophilidae. The transcript has 5 exons.
AGUGUCUGCUGGUGUUAAAAUUGGUGGGACGUGUUUCGCUCGAACCCAAAACAAGAAAAAAGUUAUCUGGUUUUUUUUCGUGCGAGUUGCAGCAACGUUCUGCUAGCGCUUAAUUAUUAAAAAUAAUUUUAAAGUGUUGACUCCAAUAUUUGUAAAGUGAACAAAGCAAACACAUUUAGCCAAAGAAAAAACAAACAGCAGCUGCAGCAACAAAGCCAAGACAUAUAUUUUUUACAAAAAAAUACAUAAAGAAAAGACAAGAGGAUUCCUUGCUGUGUUGAUAAGAACGAACUGACAGAGAGCAGAGAAGUGGUAAGUGCUGCACAAUUGACGCCUGCGCCACAACAACAAUUUUAUAAAAUAAAGACUGAAAAAUUACGCUCACACACACACACUGACACACACAGGGACACACACACUCGCUCAGUAGUGAAAGUUGUAACUAGAAAUAAAAUCCACCGCUAGAGAAAACAAAGAGAAGAAACAUUGCAAACAUGUCAUCGCGUUCCAAAGAAAGAGUCGUUUCCGUUCUUCGCCAAAUUUUCCAAAAGUCCAGGAACAACAACAACAACAAUAAUAACAAUAACAACAACAAUAACAACAACGAUAAGAGCAGCGAUGAGGCCGAUGGCGCCGAGCACAGCAGCAGCAGCAACAACAACAACAACAACAAUAAUAAUCUGAAUAACAAUCCGGUUAUUGAUGUCGCAGCCGCCACUGGAUCUGCUCCAGGCGCGACAGCAGCAGCGGCAGCCGCAGCAACUACAGCAUCUGGAGCUGCAGCAAAUGAAGCUGCAGCUGGAGUUGGAAAUGGAAAUGGAGCCGGGCCAGCAACUCAGUUAAGCCUACGGAAUGCUCUCUUGCGGCAGCGCGCAGAGCAUCCAGUCUGCGAGUCUCCGGGCAAGCGACUCCGCCAGGAUCACAAAGUGGCACCAGCUACUGGACGCUCGCUGUUGAUGCCACCCGAUACCACCAUACGCUCACGUCGCCUGAUGAAGGAGUUCCGCGAAAUGGAACGCUUGCAGACCAAGAACGAUGCCGUUUUUACGGUGGAGCUGGUCCAUGACAGUCUAUUUGAGUGGCAUGUGCGAUUGCAUGUCAUCGAUCCGGACUCGCCGUUGGCCCACGACAUGGUUGAGAUGAAUGUGCCGGCGAUUCUGUUGCAUUUGAGCUUUCCCGACAACUUUCCCUUUGCGCCACCCUUUAUGCGUGUCGUAGAGCCGCGCAUCGAGAAGGGUUACGUGAUGGAGGGUGGCGCCAUUUGCAUGGAGCUGCUCACACCGAGGGGCUGGGCCAGUGCCUACACCGUCGAGGCGGUGAUCAUGCAGUUCGCGGCCAGCGUUGUUAAGGGACAGGGUCGCAUUGCGCGCAAACCGAAAAGUACAAAGGAGUUUAGUCGCCGCCAGGCAGAGGAGUCGUUCCGCUCGUUGGUCAAAACGCACGAGAAGUAUGGCUGGGUUACACCCUCCCUGGCCGAUGGCUAAGGAUGCAGUCGCUCGCUGAGAAGCCCUCCGCAUGCCAUAGCAGCCGAUGCGUUUGCCAAUUUAGUCAACUCAAAACGGAAAAGAUAAUGCAACUCGAUUUCCAUUUACAUACACAUAACACCGCUCAUUAUGAUACUACAAAUUAGUUGUAGGAUGCUUCUACAGUAUACUGAUUUAAUUUCUCCUCUAAUUUACUCAAGUAAAUUUCUAAACGAUUUCAAUUGUCGCAAAUGAAUACCAUCCAAGAGACAGAAGAUGAUUAAACCAAGAAGAGUAACUGGCGUCAACUAACAAAACAAAGAAAUUAGCAUAAAAUGUAAUUUAGCUGUAGAACACCCAUGAAUGUUUCGCAAUAAGAAAAAACAUUAUAUUUAGUAUAAAAAAAGUAUUAUAAAUUCAGUAAGUGAGAUACAAAAAAAAUUAAGUUCCGCGUUACUUACACAUAUUACUUAUGAUUUACGACAUAAAUUAGUUUAUGCAACCGAUUGGAAUGAAAGUAUCUCGGAAUGUGUUAUUAUGAUUAGUUGUGAUUUUUGUUAAGUUAACUACCAAAUUAAAAUUUAGCUUAUACACACAUACAUCUUGGUAUGACCACUUUCUUAAGUUUCGCAUAUAGUAAAUAUAUAUAUAUAUAUAUUAAAUGAA